UACUCUCUACUUAGUUACAUUUUAGUCCUAAUAGUUUUAAUGAUUUCUUAUUUGUUUAUAUAGCUUGUAUCAAGUGAUUGUAGAAUGCAGUCAACAUUUAUUCAUUCAAAAAACUCUUAUCCAUUACUGUUAUAGGCUGGCUUCUGUAGUUGCAAAGGCUGUAGCUGCAAUAAAACAGUUUCUAUCAUAUAUCUGUGUCUGUCUGGGGGUAUUGAGAGACAGUUGAUCUGCAAGUGAAUAAGAAAUAUAUUCAGGGGAUGGGGAUGUAGAUCAUUGGUAGAGGACUCGCCUAGCAUGUGUGAGUUUGAUCCCCACUACCACAGGAAAAAGUAAGCAAGCAGGCAGAAAAAUAUAGUCAGUAGCAUGUUGAUUUCUAGCCGCCAGUAACAUAGUUGGGGAGUUGAGACACACAUAAAGUUCAGUAAAGGUGAUGAAAGAAUGUCCAUUGAGUGCUUUUAACCUGUGUGUAGGAGGGUGGUACAUAAAUUAGGGUGCUCAUUAUGUGUUUCAAAAGUGAGGUGAUGGAAGGGGUGGGACAGUUUAAUCCAGAUAAGAAAAGUAACAUGUGGAUAAGUUAAAGUGCAUUGGGGAUUAGUCGCUUAUAUUCUACAGGUUAUAUUUACAGAAUUAAGGCCAAUGAAUAUGUUUGGUAUUUUAGAAGUUUACUUAUAUUCUAAGAACUGUUUUAUUUAUAUACAGGCAGUAGCUAGUAAUUUAGGAAAGGGUCUCAAAAAUUUACAAUAAUAUUGAGUCUUUUUUUUUUUUUUGUAUUUUUACUGGUGUAAAAUUUGGAGGUAAUACAUUUAUAUAGAAUUAAAGGAAUCCUAAAGUUCUAAAUAUUAAAGGCUAGAUGAAUAGAGUUUCUUGCACACUCUCUUCCAUUAAUUUCCCUUUCUCAUUUGUUUUGUGUUGGUUUUAUGUUUUCUCCUUGUUUGUGCAGAUGUUCCAUUGGGACUGUUUACCAGAUUGCUUUCUAAAUUAGCCAGCUGGGGUUACUUUAAAAAACAGUAUGUAAUUUUUUUCCUCCUCCAUGCUAAAUAGACUUGUUCUGCUAAACAGUGAGCUUAUUGGUAGUCAGUGUAGACUAAUCAUGCUUUUUUAAACACUGUUACAUAAGGGAAUGUGGAGGGAGGUUGAAUGUAGGAUUUCAGUGACUAGAGCAAAUUGAUGUAUAGUAUAAUAUAAAAAUCAUAUCUAUCCCAGUAUAUUGAUAAGUAUACAAAAUAAGGUUAACAUCAUAAUAAUCAUUAUUCAUAAGUUAUUAUAUAUUGUGUAUGUACAAAGGAAGUGAUUUGAUUGAUUCAUGUUUAUAGUUAACUACAUAAACAUAAUACCUAGUCAAUCUAAUUAACCACCAGACCAGUACUUUCUUCUUUGACAUUAGCCUCAGACAUAUUUGGUGGUAAUUGUUGAUCAUAAUCCAAAAAAUUCUUUUUGAAGGUUAAAAACUUUAUGAGUAGUUUUUAUAAAACUAUAGAAAAAAAAUUUAAAUCCAGAAAAAUGUGAAGAAGGUAACCUUUAUAGUGGCCCCCUAUUUAGAUGUAAAUUAUUAUUUGUUUAAAAAGGUUUCACAAAUCUUUGCCUCUGAUUAUUUCUUGAAUAUAGAUUCCAAGAGGCUAAAGGGUAUGAACUCUUAAAAGAUGAUUCUUAAAUAUUUUCCUUUUCUUAGAAGGUUCAUAACCAAAUUGUACUUCUAAAAAAAUGCUUCUUCAUGUUCCCAUUAUUUUAACCCUUUGUCACAUAUAUUGCAAAGUGUCUUUUCUUUGUGAUUCAUCUUUUAGCAGUAGCCUGUGAGUUGGUCUCUCUUCCUACAGGCUUAAUCCAUUCUGCACACUUAUUGAGAAGAUGAUGUAACUGUAAAUACCACUUUUAUAUCCUUAAAUGUCUUUCUAUAACAAGGUAUUAGGUCUUAAACCAGUUUAGUGUAAAUAGGAAUCACCUUGGAGGUGUGUUUCAAAUGCAGAUUUGAUCGAUAAGUAUGACCCUGAAGCCCAGGAAUCUCAUUUUUAGUAAGAACUCCUUAUUCUAAGUUGUUAUUUAAUAGACAAACUAUUUGAGAUACACUCCUUAGCCUGAGCUUUUAAUGAUAUAUUUUCAGCCAGAGAAUUGCUAUAUUUCUCAGGGUGAACAUUGCUCUUGCUAUUAUUACCUGAAUAAUACAUAGACAAAUCCAUCUCUAAGCCAUUGUGGCUAAAAGUACUUUAAAUGUAAAGUGAUAAUAUGCCAUUUUUCUCCCUUGGAAUUUCUUCUACUUUCCCCUUUGUCCAUAUCCUGGCUUCCCUUUACAGUGAAACUCUGUUCCCAUCUUUUUCAUGAAUUCUUCCCUGACUGUUUUAAGCAGAUUUGAGUUUUUUCCUUUCUCUGACUCUUAAGCACUCACAUCCAACCUUUCAGUAUUUCCUUCAUUGUUGGGUUUUGUUUUAUUUUUAUGUGAUGGUCUUAAAUUGUUCAUUAUUUGUUGGCAGGGACUUUGCCUUAUAUAAUUUUUUUUUUUAUUUCCCACAGGACCUGUGGAAAUAAAAAUGAAUGCCCCUAUCCUCAUUAGUUUUGACUAUUUUGAAAGGCUACAGUGAAAUAUUCACUGGGCAUUCAGUGAAUAUUUGUAAAAAUUUAAUCAGUCUGUUCAUUUUGUUUACCGUGUCCAUAGCCUGUAUGAUUCUAUAGUUUUUGUUUAUAUAAUCUCUCAGCCUUGGUCAUUGGUCAUUAUAGAUUGAAAAGGUUCCAGUCUUUUUAGUUUUUCCUCAUGGUAUUACAUCAUGCCGUUUUGUUUUUCUAUAUAUUGCUUUUGGAUUAUCAGCAGCUCUGAUUUUAUGUAGUAUUCCAACUAAUGAUUGUUUGUGUUUUUUCUGAUAGCACGAUUUUGGGAUUUUUGUGGGAAGGAUGCCUUACAGAACUAGAUAGGAUAUGCUUAAUGAGUGUGUACUUCCUAGCUUGUGGUGGAGAGUUCUCCCUGACACUUUCAAAACAGCUAACCUAGACCCCCACAAUCUUUCCCUAAAAUCCUGAGUUGUUUCUCCAGUGGCUAGAACUUAGACUGACUCUAGGGAAUAAGAAUGGGUCCUGCAUCUUCCGCCUGAAUUGGGUAGUACUAGAUGCCAGCCUUGUUUUGGGGUAGUGGUUUUAAGGGUGUUUCUCUCCUUUAUUUCUGCCUAAACCAGAACUCUGGGGAAAAAAUGACAGCACAUUCUGGGGAACCUAAAGGGGUUGGUGAGGGCAUUUUAGGCAACAUCUGUCACUCCAUUGCUUGUCAGGAUUAUUUUAGCUAAUUUGUCUGACUGGGCAGGUGUCCCCUCUCUCCCUCAGUGCUCCAUGUGCAUCCCUCUUGAAGCUUCGCACUCUGUUGAAGAGGACACUCAUCCCAGGUAGAGAGGGGGACGGGAAACUGGGCCAAUUGAAUCUCUAUGUCCUUUUCUUUCCAUCAGAUCAAGGCUACUUAACUGGGAUCCAUUGACUUCCUGAGGUCCAUGACCUCUAUGAAACUAUUUGCCAAGUUUUGUUCAUGCAUUUGUGUGUUUCUUAGGGAAGAGGGGUCCACAACUUUCAUCAUAUUCUCAAAGGGAUCUGUAGAUGCAAGUACUGUGGCACUAGAUAAUGAUGUUUUCUAUCAUGUGUUUCUUGUGUGUUUCUCAAGCAGGAAUGAUGGGAAGUUAGAAAUGCAAAGGGAAGUAGGGUGGAGGGACUUAUGUAAUCCUAGGCAAGCAAUCACAGGAUCCCUUUCUCAUUUGUGGAACAUAUCUUGCAGAUGUCUUCAGCAGAGUAGGCAGUACUGAAAGUUGUCUGUUUCUCAAGCAGGAAUAACAAGGCUAGAAAUGCAAAGACAAGACAGAAUAAGUGAUGUAAAAUAAGUAGUUUGAAAAUGUCUCAGUUUUUGUCACUAAUGUGCAUAUUAUUUAGGGAGUUUUAAUUUAGUCAUCAUUAAAAUGAGAAGGCUAGAAUACAUUCAGGGCUCCUUGUAUCUCUAAGACACCUUUCAUGGAAGAAUUUUCUGCUAGGAUGUCUAAAACACACUUAACAUUAAAAGAGAAAGGAAUCCUAUUUUGCCUGCCUUUGAUUGUGUGUGUGUCUGAGAGAGAAAAGGAAGCUUAGUUUCAGAUGCAUAUAAGACUGACGAGUUCCAGGAGAGUGAAUUUUGAUUUUAAUUUUGUCCAGAAGGUAAAGGAGCACUUAGGUAAACACUAAACAUAAUUUGACUUAAGCUUUUUUUGUUGUUGUUCCUUGCUAUGAAGUGCUUGACAGCAAUUUUUAUAAUGGAGAAACAUGGACCCAUUUGCUUGUUGGUUAAAGUUAUUUCUUAAGUUUGUGAGAUAAGUAUUAUAUAAAUUUUAACUUGUGAAUUUUUUUUCUUUCAUUAUUUAAAUCAGGAAUUCUUGUGUGUUUUAUUUGACCAUUUAUUCCAAAAUGAAGAGAAUGAUUUGAAAUCCUUUAAUGUGUUUGCAGUCAUUAUUUAGAAGCAAGGUCCUUGAAUGAGAGAGAUUAUAGGGACCGGAGAUACGUUGAUGAAUACAGAAAUGACUACUGUGAAGGAUAUAUUCCUAGACAUUAUCACAGAGACAUUGAAAGCGCUUAUCGAAUCCACUGCAGUAAAUCCUCAGUCCGAAGCAGGAGAAGCAGUCCUAAAAGGAAGCGUAAUAGACACUGUUCAAGUCAUCAGUCACGUUCGAUGAAAUCGUGGACACUUUGGGUGAAGGGGCCUUUGGCAAAGUUGUAGAAUGCAUUGAUCAUGGCAUGGAUGGCUUACAUGUAGCAGUGAAAAUAGUAAAAAAUGUAGGCCGUUACCGUGAAGCAGCUCGUUCAGAAAUCCAAGUAUUGGAGCAUUUAAAUAGUACAGAUCCUAAUAGUGUCUUCCGAUGUGUCCAGAUGCUAGAAUGGUUUGAUCAUCAUGGUCAUGUUUGUAUUGUGUUUGAACUGCUGGGACUUAGUACCUAUGAUUUCAUUAAAGAAAACAGCUUUCUGCCAUUUCAGAUUGAUCACAUCAGGCAGAUGGCGUAUCAGAUCUGCCAAUCAAUAAAUUUUUUGCAUCAUAAUAAAUUAACACAUACAGAUCUGAAACCUGAAAAUAUUUUAUUUGUGAAGUCUGACUAUGUAGUCAAAUAUAAUUCUAAAAUGAAACGUGAUGAACGCACACUAAAAAACACAGAUAUUAAAGUUGUUGACUUUGGAAGUGCAACAUAUGAUGAUGAACAUCACAGUACUUUGGUGUCCACACGGCACUACAGAGCUCCAGAGGUCAUUUUGGCUUUAGGUUGGUCUCAGCCUUGUGAUGUUUGGAGUAUAGGUUGCAUUCUUAUUGAAUAUUACCUUGGGUUCACAGUCUUUCAGACUCAUGAUAGUAAAGAGCAUCUGGCCAUGAUGGAACGAAUAUUAGGACCCAUACCAGCACACAUGAUUCAGAAAACAAGGAAACGCAAGUAUUUUCACCAUAACCAGCUAGAUUGGGAUGAACAUAGUUCUGCUGGUAGAUAUGUUAGGAGACGCUGCAAACCAUUAAAGGAAUUUAUGCUCAGUCAUGAUGAAGAACAUGAGAAGCUUUUUGACCUUGUUCGAAGAAUGUUAGAAUAUGAUCCAACUAAAAGAAUCACCCUGGACGAAGCAUUGCAGCAUCCUUUCUUUGACUUAUUAAAAAAGAAAUGAAAUGGAAAUCAGUGGUCUUACUAUAUACUUCUCUAGAAGAGAUUACUUUAAGACUGUGUCAGUCAACUAAACAUUCUAAUAUUUUUGUAAACAUUAAAUUAUUUUGUACAGUUAAGUGUAUAUACUGUAUGUUUUGUAUCUAUAGCAAAUUUACCUUGUUAAGCAGUAUGGUCUUGAUAAUGAAUGAAAUAUAAAAGUUGAAAUUAAUUUUCCUUUUUGAGAUUAAUUACCAUUUUUAAAGGCCUUUGGAAUUACCUUUGUGUCCAGUGAUAAAGUGAUUGGUCUUGUCUUUUGUACAUGAA
This is a messenger RNA of Marmota monax (woodchuck), 5933 nucleotides long. It is a transcript of the gene Clk4, whose product is annotated as CDC like kinase 4. Gene Ontology annotation, molecular function: protein tyrosine kinase activity; ATP binding. NCBI's taxonomy places the organism in Eukaryota, Metazoa, Chordata, Mammalia, Rodentia, Sciuridae. Gene Ontology annotation, cellular component: nucleus. The transcript is spliced from 10 exons. The coding region runs from base 4726 to 5631 and encodes 301 amino acids. Gene Ontology annotation, biological process: regulation of RNA splicing; protein phosphorylation. The record is from RefSeq and is a predicted model, not a curated record.